Messenger RNA from Calidris pugnax (ruff), 1072 nucleotides. It is a transcript of the gene ALKBH4, whose product is annotated as alkB homolog 4, lysine demethylase. NCBI's taxonomy places the organism in Eukaryota, Metazoa, Chordata, Aves, Charadriiformes, Scolopacidae. Gene Ontology annotation, biological process: oxidative demethylation; actomyosin structure organization; protein demethylation. The transcript has 4 exons. Gene Ontology annotation, cellular component: midbody; contractile ring. The coding region runs from base 1 to 996 and encodes 331 amino acids. Gene Ontology annotation, molecular function: actin binding; demethylase activity; oxidoreductase activity. The record is from RefSeq and is a predicted model, not a curated record.
AUGGUGAGGAGCACACGAGGCACUAAGCUGUCCUCGGGCCUGACUUCAGCGCCAGAACACACCUACAGCACCUGGACCAUUGGUGACACCCCGGGAGCCACAGGGAAGACACAUCAAGGCCCUAUCGCCACAACAGCACGGGUGCCACCACAGAAGGGAGAAGAUAAUUUCACUUACUGUCCAGCAACAGGCCUAGCUAAAGGAAAUGAGCACUCGGAAUUCGCUGGCUGGGCAUUUCCAUUUCCAGGGGUGUUUCUGACGGAGGAGUUCAUUAGCGAAGAUGAAGAAUCUGAGAUAGUUGAACUGAUGGAUCGAGAUGACUGGAAACCAUCACAGUCUGGCCGAAAGAAACAGGACUACGGACCCAAAGUGAACUUCAAGAAACAAAGGCUGAAAGCUGGCAGCUUUACCGGUUUGCCAAGUUUCAGUAAAAAGAUUGUGGCGCAAAUGAAGGCCUGCCCCGUGCUGGGCGGCUUCUUACCUGUUGAACAAUGUAACCUGGACUACAGGCCAGAAAGAGGUUCUGCCAUCGACCCACAUUUUGAUGACUGGUGGCUUUGGGGAGAGCGCCUGGUUAGCUUAAACUUGCUCUCAAAAACCGUGUUAUCCAUGUCUUGUGAUUCCGAGGACACUAUCCAAUUAUUUCCCACUUUCAGUCAAGAGAAUGGGGAAUUAAGUCCCCCUGGACCUUUUACACAGACGUCAGCCUGCAAGAAUUCAGACGGGGAGGGAAUCAACCGCGUUUUAUCCCCGUGGCUUGUUCCGAGUAAGGAGGUGACUGUCGCCGUCCACUUACCCCGGCGGUCUCUGGUGGUGCUGCACGGCGACGCGCGGUACAAGUGGAAACACGCCAUUUACCGCAAACACAUAGAGGGUCGCCGGGUGUGUGUCACCUUCAGGGAGCUGUCUGCGGAGUUCAGCGCCGGCGGGAGGCACGGGGAACUGGGUAAAGAACUGCUAGAAACAGCUCUCUCCUUCCAAGGAAGGCCCGUGUGAUCAGCGAGAGGAAGCGGGCGGCGCCGUUUUAUGUUUAGGAAAUUCGAAUUUGAAAAAUAAAGCACAGGAUUUUGUA